AUGCAGCCGCACCUGUACCCGAGUGACACCGCCAAAAUAGCGUUCAUUAUCUCCCAGCUCAGCGGCAAAGCAUUGAAGUGGGCCGAUUCCAUCUGGUCCCAGCAGGGCGCUGUAACCCAAUCCUACUCAUCGUUUAUUUCCCACUUCCGGGAGGUAUUCGGGAAACCCAUCACAGACUCUUCAGCUGGUGAGAAACUCUAUAAUUUGAGACAAGGAUCUAUGUCCAUUUAUGAUUAUGCUUUGCAAUUCAGAACGCUUGCAGCCCUCAGCGGAUGGAACGAACAAGCCCUGAUAACGAACUACCGGCAAGGAUUGGAACCUCGGGUGCGGCUGCAACUCGCUGCAUGCGAGGACAACAUCGGCCUAGAAAAGUUCAUCCAGCUCUCCAUCCGCUGCGCCACUCGCAUGCAGGCGUGCCUCCAAGAGCACCAGGUCCAGUUCUUCUCCACUGUGCCACUCUGCCCAUCCGAACCCGUCAGCACUCCAGAACCAGCUCAGGAACCCAUGGAUGUAGAAAACUCUCGUCUAUCUUAUGAAGAACGUCGCCGCUGCCUCACCCAUCGUCUCUGUCUCUACUGUGGUGAACCGGGGCAUGUGAUUGCAGCAUGCCCCACACGACCGCCGCGACCCCUGGUGAGUGCCAUUAUUCCUGCUACUCGUAAAAUGAAACCACUCACUACUGCCGUCAAUAUUACUGCCGCCAAUGUUUCCCUUACAGUGGUCGCGCUCAUCGACUUGGGGUCCGCCGGCAACUUCAUCUCUGGUGCCCUCUGUCGUCAACUCCGUAUCAAGACCUCUCCGUCUCCGACCAUCUACAAGAUCUGCUCCAUAACCGGCCGACCCCUGAGCCGUAAGCGCGUCCGCUCCGUGGCAGGUCCUGUUAAUAUUCAAAGUUUCUUCUUUGUGGCUAAAAAGGAUGGAGGCUUGCGGCCCUGUAUUGACUACCGUGCACUCAACAAAAUAACUGUGAAAUUCCGUUACCCCCUUCCUCUCGUCCCAGCUGCCCUAGAACAUCUCCGUGGUGCCACUGUGUUCACGAAGUUGGACCUCCGCAGCGCGUACAACCUCAUCCGGAUACGUGAGGGGGACGAAUGGAAGACCGCCUUCAUCACCCCUACUGGCCACUACGAGUACUUGGUCAUGCCGUAUGGACUAGUCAACGCCCCCUCCGUAUUCCAGGACUUCAUUCAUGAGGUGCUCCGGGAGUUUCUCCACCGGUUUGUCCUGGUCUACAUAGACGACAUUCUCAUCUACUCCCGGAGCCAGGCCGAACAUCGCCAACACGUUGCGGAGGUCCUCACCCGCCUUCGUCAAUACCAUCUGUUCCUCAAGGCCGAAAAAUGCACUUUCCAUCAACCUUCCGUUUCAUUCCUGGGAUACAACAUCGACCACAGUGGCAUCCGGAUGGACGAGAGGAAGGUGGAAUCCAUAACCAACUGGCCAGAACCCACCACCAUAAAAGAACUCCAGCGUUUCCUCGGUUUCUCAAAUUUCUACAGACGUUUCAUCAAAGGUUACAGCUCUAUCGCCCAUCCACUCACCAGUUUACUCCGCAACCAGCCCAAGUCUCUGUCCUGGACCCCGGCAGCCACCAACGCCUUCAACCAGCUCAAAGAAGCCUUUACCACCGCUCCCUUACUCGUACAUCCAGACCCAGAGAAACAAUUCAUUGUUGAAGUGGACGCGUCUACCACUGGAGUGGGAGCGGUGUUAUCGCAGCAGCAGGGCUCAGCCCGGCGGAAGUCAACUAUUCCAUCGGAGACAGGGAACUUCUAG
Molecule: messenger RNA, 1776 nt
Organism: Megalobrama amblycephala (Wuchang bream)
Lineage: Eukaryota; Metazoa; Chordata; Actinopteri; Cypriniformes; Xenocyprididae
Exons: 3
Coding region: 1-1776 (591 amino acids)
Molecular function (GO): zinc ion binding; nucleic acid binding
Source: RefSeq, a predicted model, not a curated record